AGUAUUAGUAUAACUUUUUGUGAAUGAACUGCUGAAAAUGUAGUCUUGUGAAAAAAAUCUUAUUAUUUAUUUGUGCUAUUUAACCGUGUGGUGAUGUUUGAGUGUUAUAUAUUUCUACCACCAUCCCUUCUCUGCCCGUGGGUGUUGUAAGAGUCGGCUAAGAGAGAGAAACCGUCACCAACAUUGAAGAACUCCAUAGUCCAGCAGUGGCCUGUCACAAUUUUCUUGGUGGUCAUACUGUGAUUUAAUUAUCUACUUUCUGAUCUUUUCUUUAUUUAUCCUUAUGCCACGGUGUUAAGGUCCACUUUAAUUAACACUAUGCCUUUUCAACAAAACCUUUUCCGUUCUCUUCUAUCAAACGUUAUCUUACCUCCUAUUUAUACUGCCUUAUCUUAAUAAACAAUUUUUUAUGGUAUAAGCCGGUAAACGAGCAGACGGAACACCUGAUGGUAAGAAAACGCCGACAUCCAUGGACACCGGAAACAUUAGAGGCGUUAUAAGUGCGUUGUCGGCUUUUUGGGGAUUAGGAAUUCAAGGGUUUCAAGGAAUUCAAGCCAUCCAAUUCAUGCCGCAGUAUUGCACUCACACACUUGAUAUUAUAAAUAGGAAAAUUUGUGUGUUUGUGUAUUAUUACUCAAUCACGUCAAAACGAGAAUCGGGAGUGGAAUUUGGAAUAGGGCUAGAUAAUAGUCUGAUAAUAACAUAUAGGCUGAGUGAAGCCGCUAGCAGAACCUAGUAAUACAUAACAAAUGAGUGAAACCGCGCGAUAAGAAUAUUUUUUUUAAACGUCGCAUUUGGAUUUUCUCCUGUGUCGUGGGUGCGUUUACAAACAUACAAGUUCACAUACACAUGACACCCAGACCCGGAACAACAAUCUGUGGAUCACACAAAGUGUUGUUCCGUGCGGGAAUCAAACCCGCGACACGUUGCACCGCAGCCAGUUGCCCAGCACCAACUGUGCAGUCAAGAAUAAUGAUUAGUACAUAUAAUUUUGUGUACUUGUGUACACAUUAAAAGGCAUAAAUAGCAGGUGCCAUGCUACUGUAUACACAAUCUUUAAAAUUUUCGACACAGAAUGGAGUGUUUCCCAACAUGUGCAACUCCGACAACAGGGGCUGGUCCACUGCUCUUUACAUCCGCCUUGCAGUUUUUUGCAGCGUCGCAAUGCAUCCUUGCAGAGGGAUCAGUACCUACUCCCGAUAUACAAAAUUUCGAAAAAUUUGACUUCAUAAUCGUUGGUGCGGGAACAGCUGGAAGCGUUCUGGCAAACAGACUGAGUGCAAUCCCAGAAUGGAAUAUUUUACUUAUUGAAGCCGGUGACGAUGCACCCAUGGAAGCUAAUAUACCAGCUUUUAAUACAGCUUUGCAACAAACCAAAUACGACUGGGGUUACCUGACAAGUAAUAAUGGAAUAACAAAUGGAGCUAAUAUAAAUGGUUCCAUCAACUGGCCACGAGGGAAAAUGAUUGGUGGAAGUAGUAACAUAAACGCCAUGAUCUACGUACAAGGAAACGAUCAAGACUAUCAAAAUUGGGUUGACCUCGGCAAUCCUGAAUGGAGUGUAAAAGAAGUACGUCGAUGUUUUAAGAAAGCAGAAAGUUAUCAAAAUAUGGAUAUGUUGAAAAAUCCUAAAAUCAAAAACCAUUAUGGAGUCAAUGGCCCUCUAGUAAUAAACACAUUUAAUAGUACACAAAGAAAAGAAACGUCAAGAAUCUUAUCUGCUUGGAAUGAUAUUGGUAUUAAAAAUGUACCAGACCUAAAUGUUGCUAACAUGCUAGGAUCAGGAAUCCUGACUGGUACGGCUGCAAACGGAGAACGAGAAAGUCACAGCAAAGCGUAUUUGCUUCCAAUACUUCAUAGGAAAAAUUUAAAAGUUAUGAAAAAUUCUUUGGUUACAAAACUUCUAAUUAAUAACACUACUAACACGGUAUAUGGCGUAGAAGUUGAAAAUGAAUCAAACACGUACACAUUUAUUGCUGAAAAUGAAGUUAUUCUCAGUGCUGGAGCUAUAAACUCUCCACAGCUAUUAAUGUUAUCAGGAAUUGGGCCGAAAGAACACCUCUAUUCCAAGGAUAUCCCAGUAAUAGUUGACUCACCCAUGGUUGGACAAAAUCUACAAGAUCACCUUAUUAUUCCAAUUACUAUUUAUGGUGAUGGUGCUAAACAAAGCAAUAUAAUCGAUCAACAAUUCGAUGCUAUCCGGUAUCUUUAUAAUCGCACUGGAUAUUUGGCGCAAUUGAGUGCAGCUGAUGUAUUAGCUUUCUUUUCCGAUUCCCCAAAUGCCAAAUAUCCUAAAUUUCAAAGUCAUAUUAUACUGACAGAACAAAAUAAACCAACUUUGAAUAGUUUCCUCAAGAAUAAUUACAGAUACAAAAAUGAAAUAGUAAAUCAAAUUACUGAACUGAACAAAAACCACACUCUUUAUCUGUACCUGUUUAACCUUCUCCAUCCCUAUUCUAGAGGUAAUAUUUCUUUAAGUUCCAACAACCCACACGAUUAUCCGAUCAUUAACCCCAACUACUUUAGCGAUCACAGAGAUUUGGAAGCAGCUGCGACUGGAAUUAAGAAGCUUACUAAAGUAGUGAACACUGCAGCCUUUAAAGAAAUUAACGGCUUCUUAGGAAGAAUUGAGUGGCCACCAUGCGAUAGCUAUGAAUUCGACAGCAGAGAUUAUUGGAAGUGUAUUUGUAUAGAAAUGGUAGUUACUAUAUAUCAUCCUGUAGGAACAUGUCAGAUGGGACCAGACCCAAAGACGUCUGUGGUAGACAGUCGAUUGAGAGUCCACGGAGUACAGAAACUCCGUGUGAUAGACGCUAGUGUAAUGCCAACUACCAUAAGUGGUAAUACUAAUGCAGCAGCAGGAGUGGUAGCAGAAAGAGGAGCUGAAUUGUUAUUAGAAGAUUAUAAUGAAUUGUAGAAAAUAUUUUUUAAGUUUAAUUAUCAUGUAAUUAUCACCUAAAAUGUAAUUAUCAAAUAAGAUACUUAAAACAUUGAUACAACAUUGUCCUCAAAAAUUUUCAGAAAAAAUGCAAUGUAUGUAAAACAAUUUAUUAAAGACAAUUGAAUUAUUACUUGUUUUGUCUUUUUUCGUGCCCUGUUUAUAUUUGUUUUAACUUUUUCUAGAAUGUGAUAUAAUAAACCAUAAUUGAGUUGCUUUGAGGCCAUAUACUAAGUCAAGUCCAACGAGGAGAUUUACUAGAAACUCACCAAAAUAUAAUUCCUGAUGCCA
This is a messenger RNA of Spodoptera frugiperda (fall armyworm), 3229 nucleotides long. RefSeq names its product ecdysone oxidase. Gene Ontology annotation, molecular function: ecdysone oxidase activity; flavin adenine dinucleotide binding. NCBI's taxonomy places the organism in Eukaryota, Metazoa, Arthropoda, Insecta, Lepidoptera, Noctuidae. The record is from RefSeq and is a predicted model, not a curated record. Bases 1076 to 2917 code for a protein of 613 amino acids. The transcript is spliced from 4 exons.